Molecule: messenger RNA, 1219 nt
Organism: Paramecium sonneborni
Lineage: Eukaryota; Ciliophora; Oligohymenophorea; Peniculida; Parameciidae
Source: the annotation of a GenBank genome assembly
GUUUAAAUUAAAUUAUUUAAAAUGUUUUGGGGUACUCAAGUCAGUCAAGGAUAACCAUAUAAAUUAACAGCUGAUGAAGCUACAGUGAUUCACGUUUCAAACGUAGUUCUAGCUGAAGGUGAAACCAAAGUUUAAGUCUAUGCAAAAGUAAAAGGAAAGGAAUUUGUACUUGCCAACCUUGAAAAAAAUAAGGUAUGGUAAUUUUUAUAUAGUUAGUUGGAACAAGCCUUUUUGGAUUUAUACUUUAGAGUUGACUAAUAGGUUGAGAUUGGAGUUAAAGGAAAAGGAUCAGUUCAUCUUUCUGGAUACAUUGAACCAGAUGAAGAAGAAUUGGUAAUUAUUUAAAAUAAUCUAAUUAGAACGACGACUUAGAUUUAGAAGACGAAGAAAGUGAGGAAGUAGAGGAAAAAAAGCCAAAGAAACCUGAACCACCUAAAUAAACAGAAUAAGUAAAGUAAUAACCAAAAGAGCAAUAAAAACCAUAAACUUAAUAAUAAUAAAAACCAUAACCAUAACAAAAAGAACAAUAAAAACCACAAGCUCAAUAAUAAUAAAAGCCAUAACCUGAAUAAUAACAAAAAGCAAAACCUUAAGCUGCCCCUCAGAAACCAUAAUAAUAAUAACCAAAAAAGGUAGAUUAAGAUUUGAACGAUGAUGACGAUGAAGAUGUUGAAGAUGUUGAAGAAGAGGAACUUAUUGACGAAAGUGAUGUUGAUGAUGAAGACUUAGAAGGAGAAGGUGAUUUAGAAGAUGAAGAAGAUGAUGAUGAAGAAAAUUUAGAGGAUGAUGAUGAAGAUGAAGAACCUUAAUGUAUUUUAUUCAUAUAUUAAACUUUAGAAAAAUAAAAAUUCGCUAAAGGUAAUUAAGGAUAACAAGUUAAACCACAAUAAAAAUAAUAAUAGAAACCUUAAUAUUAAUAAUAAUAAAACAAAUAAUAACAACAAGGAAAUUAAUAAUUUAGACAAGGAUAGAAACCAUUCUAAUAAUAAUAAAGACAUGGAUAAUAACAUCAAAACAGAGGAGGUGACAGAGGAGGUAACAGAGGAGGUAACUAAAAUUAUUAGAAGAAUUUCAAGAAAAAUAAUAAUAAUUUCCAUAAUAAUAAUAACAAAAAGAACUUUAACAGAAAGAAUAACAAUAGAGGUGGAUUCAGAGGAGGUAGAUAAUGAGUAUCUAAUAUAUGUGUACAUUAAAAUUUAAACAACAAUCCUAAAUUAAA